Molecule: messenger RNA, 1776 nt
Organism: Camelina sativa (false flax)
Lineage: Eukaryota; Viridiplantae; Streptophyta; Magnoliopsida; Brassicales; Brassicaceae
Source: RefSeq, a predicted model, not a curated record
AUCUGAGGUCGAGUUCAUCUUCUUUGUCCUUCCUUCCCAAGAACGCUCCUUGGAGUGUGACGGCCUUUAGCUUCAUUCAACCAUUGUCGUAUAGCAAAAACUCGAUGGGCAAGAUAUUGAAUUAAUCGUCGUCGUCGUGAUCUUCUCAAACUAAUCGGUGUCGAAGUCUCUGAAGAUUUUGUCAGGUCUUAUUAUCAAUGGAAUCCAUGGACAUUGAUCAAAGUAACCAAGGCGGCUCGCCUCGCCUUGUUCUGAAACCGGUAGAUCCGUUGGAUUCUGGUGAAGGUUUACCGUAUGCUCCUGAGAAUUGGCCUAAUCCUGGAGAUACUUGGCAUUGGAAGGUUGGACCGAGAGUAAGCGGUAAAGGCCACUUCAAGGAUAGAUACUUGUUUCCUCCUAAGCAUCUCCCCGGUUUAGAUACUGAAACAAUGCCGAGAAACAAGGUUUUUAGGAGCAGGCGCUCACUCGAACGAUACAUUCGUCACACCUUCCCUGGAGCUGAUGUUCCAAACUUCUUUGCUUCUUUCAGCUGGACAAUACCCUGCAAAGAUGGCAUUAUGCCUCAGAAGCAGGUUUCAUUGCCAGUCUAUAGCUCAGAUGAAGAUCCAAUGCUUGAGAUUGGAUGUGAUACUGCGGUUUGUAAGGCUGGUAAUGGAAAAUGUGGGAGCCUGAUGCCACAGAGUGAAGCCGAAGCUUUACCCACGAUGCCUUGUGAUAUUUGCUGCGGUGAACCUAAAUUCUGCUCUGACUGCUGUUGCAUCCUUUGCUGCAAGUUUAUAAGUUUGGAGCAUGGAGGUUAUAGCUAUAUCAAAUGCGAAGCUUUGGUUUCCGAGGGUCACAUAUGUGGACAUGUUGCUCAUGUGAAGUGUGCUCUUCGAGCUUACAUGGCUGGCACCGUUGGGGGCAGCAUCGGGUUGGAUGCUGAAUACUACUGCAGGCGAUGUGACGCCAAAAAGGACUUGGUUCCACAUGUCAACAAGUUCCUAGGUAUAUGUCAGACUCUAGAAUAUCAAGGCGACGUGGAGGAGAUCCUGAAUCUCGGUACUUGUAUCCUGCGAGGCUCACACAGAGACAAUGCUAAGGAAUUAUUAAAUUGUAUCGAAUCAACAGUCAUGAAGCUUAAAUGUGGCACGAGCUUGGAAGAUCUCUGGAAUGAUGAUGAUAGAUUAGCUAUAUGGUCAGAUAUUUGUGCCAAUGGAGAAGCCAAAAAAGACAAUGGUAGAUUGGAAAGAUUACAGGACGUGACUCCAAUUGGGCCGAUACCAUUCAAUCAUGAGGCGGAGAUGCACAAACUCGAGGAAGAAAUCAAUGAGGUUCUAAACGCGCUGAGAAAGGCUCAGGAAUCUGAGUACCAAAUUGCAGAAGGCAAACUUCAUGCUCAGAAAGAAUGUCUCGGUGAUCUGUAUAGGCAGCUUGAGAAGGAGAAGUCAGAGCUGUCGAGGCGAGUAUCAGGUGGAGAUGUGAAUAGCUUGAUGACGAUUGUGUUGAAGAGAUUGGAUCAGGUAAGAAAAGAAGCCACAAAGCUAAGAGAAAUGGAAGAAGUGGCCAAGGGAUUUGGUAGGACGCCUAGAGGAGUUCUUGAAGAGUACUUUCAUUUGAGCAUCGAGGACUAAGAUUUAAAGAAAAGGACAUCCAUCUAUAAUCACUCACAACUGUACAUUCGUUAUGACGACGUCUGUCUGCAAAGUUUUGAAUUUUUCCAACCAAUUUAUUCAUAAUUAGUCUGCGAGUUACAGCGAAUAGAGGGUUCAAUGGAAAAUCUUCAAUAAAGAUAUA